Molecule: messenger RNA, 733 nt
Organism: Bicyclus anynana (squinting bush brown)
Lineage: Eukaryota; Metazoa; Arthropoda; Insecta; Lepidoptera; Nymphalidae
Exons: 2
Coding region: 110-646 (178 amino acids)
Cellular component (GO): mitochondrion
Source: RefSeq, a predicted model, not a curated record
CAAGUGAUUGUCAAUGUCAAUUUGUCAGAAAAAAUAAAAGAAAAACAGUAUUUUAAUUUUUUUUAAGCUAAGAUGUAAUUUAAUUUUGCUAGAGAAAAUAAUAUAAAAAAUGUUGUAUUCAAAACUGCACACAAUUCUAAGGAAUUUUUCAUCAACUGUAAAAGGCAAUCCUGCUGAGCAAUGCCGCUUCGACCAUGUAUUUUCAUUUCCAACUGUGAAAUAUAUUGCAUUAAUAAACAGACUGAAGAUAUAUCAACUGUAUGCCACCGGUUUAGUGAUUCCUAGUUCGGGUUUAAUGGAAUUAUGCAAUGUUGUAUCUGAGAAUACCUUUUUCAUUUCCUCAUACAUAGGUUUAACAGGAGCAGCAGUACUAACUUUAGGAACUUUUCCAUUCAGGAAUAUAAUAGGUCAUCUCUAUAUAAGUGAAGAUGAUAAGAAAAUUAAAAUAUCCUCAGUAGGAUUUUCAGGGAAGAGAAUAGAUCGAAUCGUUGACGUAGACGACUGGAUACCUUUACUAGAAAUGGAACCUAAAAAGACAGAUGCAUUAUUUCUUUCACCACAACUUAGAGAUGGUACAAAAUAUAAGCUAUUUAUAAAAUUUGGUGUUGUCAGAAAUCCAGCAAGAAUGAGCCACAUUUUAGAAUAAAUUUAUACUUUGAUAGGUAUACAUAUGUACAGUAGUAGGAUUAUUAAAAAUAUUUAAUUUAAAACAAAUAAAACUACAUCAUUUUUA